Molecule: messenger RNA, 950 nt
Organism: Dissoconium aciculare CBS 342.82
Lineage: Eukaryota; Fungi; Ascomycota; Dothideomycetes; Mycosphaerellales; Dissoconiaceae
Product: CIA30-domain-containing protein
Exons: 5
Coding region: 125-898 (257 amino acids)
Biological process (GO): NADH dehydrogenase complex assembly
Source: RefSeq, a predicted model, not a curated record
CAAGGCGUCGUUCUGCAAGCAAGCGACCUCGAUUGCGCGCACGCCAGCACCACCAUCUCCGUCCAGGUGUCUCAGAGAUCCAUUCCGUUCCCUUUGGACCCGCAUCCAGCUGAAGGACAGAACCAUGGCCAAGCGAUCUGCUGCACUGCCGUUGUUCGGCGGCGAAAAGAAAUGGGAAGCUGGUGAUUGGACUGCAUCUGACGAUCGCGUUCGCGGCGGAAAGUCACAAUCAUACCUCGAAAUCUCGGGCGGUAUCGGCCGCUUCUAUGGGAACCUUGACAUCCAGACCUUGGGCGGCGCGGGCUUUGCGAGCCAACGUACCACUGGCGAGGAUUGCAGUUGGGACUUGUCCAAAUAUGCCGGCAUUCAGAUUGCCGUAGCCAAAGGCGACAAGAAGCGAUACACGCUCACUCUGAAGGAUGAGCUUCUACCCACAAAUGAGACCAACGGUCGCGAGCAAGCCUCCAUCUCCUACGAGUGUGACUUCGAGCUUCCUCCGCAAACGAUCCCUGGCGACGCAACCGAUCGUGUCGUCUUCAUCCCGUGGUCGAGCCUGAAUGCGACAUACCGAGGUCGGCUCCAACCAGACGCGAAGCCCAUCGACUUGGAACAUGUCAAGCGCUUCAGCCUGAUGAUGAGAAGCUUCUUCGGCACUCAGGAAGGCGACUUCUCGUUAUCGAUCCGCUCCAUCUCAGCGUUGGCCGAAGUCCCGGAUCAGACAUACGCCGUGGCUGCCAGAGACUCGAACGGCCUGGAGAAAGGUCUACCUGCGGCCACAGCUCGCGCUCAGCCAUGGGACAAGCUCCCGGUCGUUCUGGUAGCAUCCUUGUGCUUAUUCGCUGUAUAUUACUUCACGGGCCGCCACUCUUGUCGACUGGGGCCGUCCAACGUGGUAUGAGACUGGACGCGUUGAGCACGGCUUCGAUCAAGAUUACAGCAGUUAUGAGGAG